This is a messenger RNA of Dendronephthya gigantea, 948 nucleotides long. RefSeq lists its product as uncharacterized. The coding region runs from base 1 to 948 and encodes 315 amino acids. NCBI's taxonomy places the organism in Eukaryota, Metazoa, Cnidaria, Anthozoa, Malacalcyonacea, Nephtheidae. The transcript has a single exon. The record is from RefSeq and is a predicted model, not a curated record.
AUGACGUCAGAUAUUGAGUCCAUGUUCUACCAAGUUCGUGUAAAACCAAGUGACUGUAGCACAUUAAGAUUCCUGUGGUGGCCAAAUGGAAGGCUCGAUGAACCUGUUGAAGAGUACGAAAUGCAAGUGCGUCUGUUUGGCGGAACAUCAUCACCAAGUUGUUCAAAUUUUGCUCUGAGACGAACAGCAGAAGACAACAAGUCAGAGUUCGAUCCGCAAACCAUUGAAACAGUCAAGAGGAAUUUCUAUGUUGACGACUGUCUCAAGUCGGUGAAGUCCGAUGAAGAAGCAGUGAGAAGGGCAAGUCAGCUACGCGAGUUGUUGUCGAGAGGUGGUUUCAGAUUAACCAAGUGGAACUCGACAUCACAAAAACUCAUCAAGUCUUUACCAGAGUCAGAUAGAGCCGAGAAAAUCAAGGAUCUCGACUUUGACAAGCUGUCCAUCGAAAGAGUACUGGGAGUCCAGUGGAACGUCUCAACCGACCAGUUUGGUUUCAGUAUCGUCAUCAAGGUUCGCCCCCUGACUAGAAGAGGAAUACUAUCUGUAGUAAGUUCGGUGUUUGAUCCGUUGGGAUUCGCGGCACCAUUCAUCCUUCAAGCAAAGCAAAUUCUGCAAGAAUUAUGCCGAUUGAAGUUCGACUGGGACGAAACCAUUCUCGAGAAGUUUCAAGAUCGUUGGCAAUCAUGGCUACGAGAUCUACCAAAUUUAGAAGAGUUAACAAUCGAUCGUUGCUUCAAACCUAACAAUGAAGAAAUUGCGUCAACUCAACUGCAUCACUUCGCAGACGCUUCUCAAGAAGGUUACGGAGCAGUUACGUACCUGAGAAUCGAGAACAAUCAAGGAGAAGUCAAGUGUUCGUUUGUCAUGGGAAAAUCUCGCCUCGCGCCAAUCAAGUCAGUCACAAUUCCUUGUAUGGAACUAUCUGCAGCGGUCACGGCGUUAAGUUAA